AUGGAUAUUAUAUUUCAAGAAUUAGAACCAUACUUCAGCACUUCUUCAAUACCUUUUCAAGGGGAGAGUGAAAUGGAAGAGGUGAUGCAUAGUUUAAUGCCCCCUGAUAAUCAAAUUAAAGGGGAGAAUUCUAUGUCAGAAGACCUUGUUCAAGAAGAAAAUGCUGAACAACUGAAUAACCCAGACUUGAAGAGGUAUGUGGCAAGUGAACUGGAAACAGACAUCAUUAUCACUAGUGGAGAUGUGAAGUUUUAUCUGCACAAGUUUCCUCUUCUUUCAAAAUGUGCCUACAUGCAGAAGUUGGUUUCAGCCACUAAUGAAGAAAAGAGUGUUGAGAUUAAUAUUUUUGAGAUCCCUGGUGGGCUAGCUGCCUUCGAGAUAUGUGCUAAAUUUUGUUAUGGCAUGACUGUCACACUCAACGCUUAUAAUGUAGUCGCUGCUCGUUGUGCAUCGGAGUAUCUAGGAAUGCACGAGACUGUCGAGAAAGGCAAUCUCAUAUACAAGAUUGAUGUUUUCUUAAACUCCAGCAUCUUCUGCAGUUGGAAAGAUUCGAUAAUUGUUCUUCAGACAACCAAGUCCCUUUGCGUUGAUGCUAUAGCUAACAAGGCCUGUGUUGAUGUUUCCAAGGUUGAAUGGUCUUAUACCUAUAACUGGAAGAAGCUUCUCGAGGAAAAUGGAAAUGAUUUAAACUAUAGCAAUGUUGUCAAUCCUUUGGUGCCAAAAGACUGGUGGGUCGAGGAUUUGUGUGAACUCGAAGUCGAUCUGUACAAGAGUGUUAUAGUGAAUAUCACAUCCAGAGGAUACUUUCUAAUGAAGUCAUCGGAGAGCCUUGAAAGCUUAUGCUUACCU
This is a messenger RNA of Carica papaya (papaya), 849 nucleotides long. The record is from RefSeq and is a predicted model, not a curated record. Lineage: Eukaryota; Viridiplantae; Streptophyta; Magnoliopsida; Brassicales; Caricaceae.